GACGGGAGUGGAAGAAGUGUCAAAAGAUGGCGCUAACUGUUUUAAUGACAUUCAGACUUUACUUCAAUCAAUAACGGAGCAGCAUCUCCUCAUCCGGAAACAACAACAAGGAAAUGUGUCCCGUGAAAAACCGUCCGACCGCAACUCUAAUAACUAAAGUUCCUUGGGUGAAUAAUGUAAACUCACUACACCGGUAUGUUUUAGCGCUUUCAUGGCGAGUUUACUGACAGAUAUAAGUAAGAACUUUACACUACUUUAUAUUAGAAAUGGCAACAGCGGAGGAUGAAUGUCCCAUAACAAGAAGAUAGAGGAAAAAGAAGAAGCUUAUCGACUACAGUGUCGGCACGGACAACAAAGGCGGAUGCCCGCAAUUUUUCAGGAUUCAUGCAGAUCCCAAAUACAGAUCAGCAGGUACCAGAAGGCCCUGUCCUUCAGGUCCGGCGAGGGCAUCCACGCGGACUUCCAGACACUCAACGAGGACAUCAAUUCAUCGUCUGCAACGUACAUCCUGAAAGUGGCCAACCGUCUUUACGGAGAAAAGACAUCAAAAUUCAUCGCUGAAUUCCUUGAUGCCACACUCAAGUACUACAAGGCAGACCUGAAGGCCGUGGAUUUCAUCGGGGCUUCGGAGGCUUGUCGAGCAGAGAUUAACAGCUGGGUGGAGGAGCAGACGGAAAAUAAGAUUAAAGAUCUCCUGAAGCCAGGAACUCUCAGCGCGACGACAAGACUAGCUCUGGUCAACGCCAUCUACUUCAAAGGCAACUGGAAGCACAUGUUCAACCCAGGCAACACCUGUGAACAGCCCUUUAAAGUCAAUCAGAAUGUGACCACGAAGGUGCAAAUGAUGUAUCUGAAGGAGAAACUUCCGUACAACUACAUCCCUGAGCUGGGUCUGCAGAUCCUAGAGAUGCCAUACAAAGGUGAUGAGCUCAGCAUGGUCAUCCUGCUUCCGGAGGAGUCUACUGAUGGUUCCGACCCGCUGCUGAAGCUCGAAAAGGAGCUUACUCACUCCACGCUGAGCGAGUGGACCAAGAGGGACAACAUGGACGUCUACACCGACGUGGUCGUUCACCUGCCCAAGUUCAAACUGGAGGAGGAGUACGAGCUGAACGAACCCCUGGCCAAACUGGGCAUGACAAACGUGUUUUGCGCCGCCAAGGCCGACCUUUCCGGAAUGAACGGCGAGGGAAGACUGUCCUUGUCCACGGUGGCCCACAAGGCCUUCGUGGAGGUGAACGAGGAGGGCAGCGAGGCCGCCGCAGCCACCGCCGGUAUCGCGUCUUUCUGCAUGCUAAUGAGGGAGGAACACUUUAACGCAGACCACCCCUUCCUCUUCUUCAUCAGGCACAAUAAGUCCAAGUCUGUCCUCUUCCUCGGCAGGUUCUCCUCUCCCCAAUAGAGACAACUCAAAUCCAUGAAGAAAGAGUUUUGGAAAAUUUCAUUUUUCUCAAUCCAUACUAGGGUUGUCCCGGUACCAAACUGUAUUUCGAUACUUUUCUAAAUAAAGGGGACCACAAAAAAUGGCAUUAUUGGCUUCA
This is a messenger RNA of Nerophis lumbriciformis (worm pipefish), 1538 nucleotides long. Lineage: Eukaryota; Metazoa; Chordata; Actinopteri; Syngnathiformes; Syngnathidae. The record is from RefSeq and is a predicted model, not a curated record.